AUGGACUCCCUCAAACACCUAAUCCAAUCCCACCCCCUCAUCGACAACCACGCCCACAACAUCCUCUCCCGCCCCUCCGCCACCAACUACACAAAGUACCCCUUCGAGCAAAUCACCUCCGAAGCCCACGGGCCAGCCCUGCAAAACGCCCCCUCCACCUUGCCACUCCUCCGCGCCGCGAACCAGCUGUCCGGGCUCUAUGGUUGCGCUCCCGAUUGGUCCGCCGUCAAGGCCGCUCGUGACGAGCUCGUCCAGCGCGACUAUGAGGGUUUCGUAAGGAGGUGUUUGGAGGGCACGCAUGCGGUGCUGCUGGAUGAUUUGUUGAGUGAUGAGGAUGUCGAGGCGUCUGAGUGGCAUGAUCGGUUUACGGUUUCGGAGACGAAGAGGAUUGUGAGGAUUGAGAGUAUUGCGGAGAAGGUUCUGGGUGGGUUGUCGAAGGGGGAGGAGUCGCUUGAGAAGUUGCGGGGGGAGUUUGUGCGGUUGAUUUCUGAGGCUAUUGCGGAUUCGAAGGUUGUUGGGUUCAAGUCCGUUGUGUGCUAUCGCACGGGGUUGAAUGUGCAGCAGCCGGCUGAGGAGGCUGUUGUGGAUGCUUUGAGUCGGACACUGCAGCAGAGCGGUUCGUAUCGGGUUGAGGACAAGGCGUUGAAUGACUGGCUUGUCUUGCAGACGCUGGACCUGCUCAAGGAGGCUAAGGUCUCGUCUGGUGUCAACAAGCCUUUGCAAUUGCACACUGGUCUGGGUGAUGCGGAUAUCAGCUUGGUUUUGGCGAACCCGGCGUAUUUGCAGUCUGUGAUUGCGCAGUAUCCUGAGGUGGACUUUGUUUUGCUGCACUCUUCUUACCCUUACACCCGUGAGGCUGGUUACCUGGCUUGUGUCUACCCGAAUGUCUACCUUGAUCUGGGAGAGGUCUUCCCCAUGGUCAGUCGGGAUGCACAGGAGUCGAUUGUCAGAGACAGCCUGGACAUUGUGCCCUCUACCCGUCUGUUGUGGAGCACUGAUGGCCACUACUUCCCCGAGACCUUCUGGCUGGGCAACAAGCAGUUCCGCGAGGCAUUGGAAUCGGUCCUUGUCGACUACGUGAACCGAGGCGACUACACCAUCGAGCAAGCCAAGAAUACCGCCGCAGAGAUCCUUUUCCACAACUCCAACAAGAUCUACAACCUGAACCAGCAGCCGCAAUACACCUCCUCCCUCCCUGUCCGCUCUUCCCUUUCGUCGACCGACGCCCUCGACGCCUUCAUGCGCGCCAACCCCGACGUGAAGUACAUCUGGAUGCAAUGGGUCGACUACACUGCCACGAUCCGUGUGCGUGUCUUCCCCGUCCUCGAGUUCGCCAAGAUCGUUCGCAAGCAGCGCCGUAUCGGUAUCAGUUUGGCCGUCUUCUGGAUGUUGCAGGAUGACACUGUCACUCCCGAAGGAUCGACCACCGGCCAGUUCUACAUGGAGCCCGACCUGUCUAGUCUGCGCCGCAACGUUGGCAUCGACUCCAAGAGCGCCACAGUCAUGACUUACUGGCGCUCGGAAGAGGGCACAGAGCUUGAAGGCUGCCCCCGCACCACAUUGCAGAACGUGACCAACAAGAUGAAGACCGAGCACGGCAUCGACGUGACCUGUGGUUUCGAGAUCGAAGUCGUCCUCAUGAAACCUAUUACCAAUGCCAACGGCGACGAAGACUUCGUCCCCUGCGUCCGCAACCACUCCUGGUCCAACAUGACCACCGACACUCGCCGCAUGAUGCCUCUCCUUGAGGAGAUUUCCGACUCCCUCGCCUCCAUCGGCAUCAACCUCGAGCAGUUCCACGCCGAGUCUUGCCCGGGACAGUUCGAGUUCAUUCUUCCUCCCAACUCCCCCGUCGCCGCCGUCGACACCCUCCUCAAGGCCCGCCAGGUUGUCGUCAACAUCGCCGAGCAGCACGGUCUCCGCGCAACUCUCUACCCCCGUCCCAUCCCCAAGGCUGCGGGUACCGCCUCGCACGCACACGUUUCCAUUUCCCCCGCUACAAAGGAAGAUUCUUUCCUCGCAGGUGUGAUGGAGCACUACCCUGCUCUCGUCUCGUUUACCCUCUCGCAGGAUGUCAGCUACGACCGUGUCAAGGCCGGUAUCUGGGCUGGUAGCGAAUGGGUUACCUUUGGAACCCAGAACCGCGAGACUCCGGUCCGGAAGAUCUCCCCUGGUCACUGGGAGAUCAAGUCGCUUGACGGAUUGGCGAACAUGUACUUCGCCAUGUCUGCCUUUAUCGGCGCAGGCUACAUCGGUAUCACCGAGCAGAAAGAACUCACGAACAAGGAUUGUCAAUACGACGCAGCAACCCUCAACGACACCGAACGCGCCGCCCUCGGCAUCACAACAAAACUCCCCAAGACCCUCGCGCAGAGUCUGUCUGCCAUUGAAUCCGACCGUACACUCCAAGACCUGCUCGGCCCCGAACUGAUCAAGAACUACUGUAUCGUGAAGCGGGCGGAGAGCAAGAAGUUGAGUGCGAUGGAUGAAUAUACCCGGAGGAUGUGGUUGAUGGAGAAGUACUAG
Molecule: messenger RNA, 2526 nt
Organism: Aspergillus glaucus CBS 516.65
Lineage: Eukaryota; Fungi; Ascomycota; Eurotiomycetes; Eurotiales; Aspergillaceae
Gene: fluG
Product: extracellular developmental signal biosynthesis protein FluG
Exons: 2
Coding region: 1-2526 (841 amino acids)
Molecular function (GO): hydrolase activity; glutamine synthetase activity
Source: RefSeq, a predicted model, not a curated record